This is a messenger RNA of Xenopus laevis (African clawed frog), 1226 nucleotides long. Its product is annotated as provisional ortholog of LHFPL tetraspan subfamily member 3 L homeolog. NCBI's taxonomy places the organism in Eukaryota, Metazoa, Chordata, Amphibia, Anura, Pipidae. Gene Ontology annotation, cellular component: plasma membrane; membrane. The coding region runs from base 302 to 955 and encodes 217 amino acids. Gene Ontology annotation, biological process: sensory perception of sound. The record is from RefSeq and is a predicted model, not a curated record. The transcript is spliced from 4 exons.
AUGCAGAAACAUGAUAUUGUAUGUUGCACAGGGGUGGGGGAUCAAUUAAUGUGAUGGGAGUUGGAGCUCAUCCCAUGAAACAGGUCCAGGAUGCCCCAGUGUACAUACCACACACAUUUCCUACCCCACGCAUUCCCUACUACACUAGUCGUGGCACAAAGCACUUUUCUCCAAGAUUUUCCAGAUCCAGGACUCCAGUCAGUGAAGGAGGGUUGUGUUUGCCCAACUGGCAGAUUUUGGCAACUUCUUAGACAAACGUGGUGGUACAGCCAGGAUUCACGAAAUUCCACUGCAAGUUCCAAUGGGUGAAGGUGCCAUGGAGACCCUGGAACAUGCUCCGCUGUACGACACAGAGUUUGUGCUCAAUGGUCGAGCAAUCACUGUACUUUGGGGGUGCUGCACUAUGUUCCUAGGGAUCCUGGAGAUUGUGGUGUUGUUGCAGCCUACAUGGAUUGUGGGUGGUGAAGGUAGGGGUACCUUUGGCUUGUAUGAAGUGUGCGAGGAAUUAGAGUGGGGGCCAGAGUGCCAUGGACCCCCAGGACCCCUCCAGGCUCUGCCACCUUUUGAGACAGCAGCUGGAUUUAUGGUUGCGGCAUUAUUGCUGGUCCUGUUGAGCUUUGGCUGCAUUGGACUUCGGUGGUUCUGCCAUUCAGGCACAAUCUUCAAACUGUGUGCUUGGCUCCAACUCACUGCCGCCUUCUGUCAGGCCCUGGCAUGUCUCUUGUUCCCACGUGGGUGGGAUUCUUCACUUCUCCGUCCCAUUUGUGGCUUUCGCUUGGACAGGUACCAGCUGGGCGGCUGCUCCAUUCAUUGGGGCUUUAUUUUGGCUGUACUAGCAACUCUCGACGCAGUUGUGUUAUCCGUAUUGGGCUUCAUAUUGGGGAAACGACAGGAUGCUUUGCACCCCAAUGAAACCAAAACUAUCAAGAAAGAUAUCUCACUGGUCCUUGCCUGACUGCCAAGCGCAUUGAUCCUCACACUGGAUUCUACUGCUGUUUCCUGUAACUGCAAAAUAAACUCUUCUACCCCAACACUGCAGUCUGUGCUUUCAUUUAGACUCUUUGUGUCAGAACCAUGGCAUUUACACAAGGUGGGAGGACACAGCCUGAAGGGUCUGUAAUUAUUGUGCUUGCAAUGCGUGUCAUCUCUGGUCAUCCUGUCAUUUAUUGGCUACUUCCCUUAUAAUAACAACAUAUUAAUUAUCAUAAUAAAUAAUUCAAAAUGAA